AUGGGGAGUAACGGAAUGGCGUCUGCAGAUCUCGCUGCUGCAGCUGGCAUGGACGGCUCAGAUUCAAGUACGAUUGAGGACGUGAAUGCAGCAACACAAGCAGCCGCUGCCAGCACUGGCGCUGCUCCUGGAGUGAGCAGUCAAGGGGACUUUCCUGCAGCAGUAGCAGGCGAUUUUAGGAGUGAUAGAAGCGUGUCAGGAGGCGGUGGUGGGAGAACGUGUGGAGCAGGGGAGAUGCAGCUUCACUUUGAUGGAUCAGCAGCAGACAGAGGCAGCAGCAGCACCACCAGCGGUGCCACAAGUAGCAAGAAGAGCUGCAGCAGCAGCAGCAGCAGCAGCAGCAGAAGCAGCAGCAGCAGCAAUGAAGGGGUUGGAACGCGGAGGGUGCAGGUGCAUGUGAUAUCAGCCAUCCUCGUGUCUCAGUCCGACUUCUUCAAAUCCCUCUUCUCACCGCAGUGGCGCCCCCCUCCUCCUCCUCUCCUCCUUUCUUCCCCUUCGUCUGAGUGUGCAAAGCCUGCACCGGUCACCAUCCGACUCGCACCUGAAGAGCAACAGCCCUUCAUGCAUCUGCUGCACUACCUGUACACGGGGCGCCUGGGCUCCGAUGAUCCCGAGGCUGUGCUGCAUCUGCUGCUGCUGGCGAAUAAAUUCUCCGUGCUGUCAUGCGUCGAUGUGUGCGCACACCACCUGAGGGAAGUGCCGCUGACUCUUGACAUCGCCUGCACGCUCCUCCGGGUCUGCUCCAACGUUGCUCUCUCUGAUGCUGCCACCUUCCUCCUUGCUUCAUCCUCAGCCUUCCUGGUGCAGCACUUCACCUCCCUCGACGCCACCUGGCAGACGCCCGAAUUCCUCUCUCUGCCCCUCGAGGCCCUGCAAGCCCUGCUGGGGAGCGACGAUGUGGGAGUGCAGGCAGAGGAGACGGUUCUUGAAGCGUGCCUGCACUGGGUGCGCCACCACUGGCCUGACGACCUUAUGAGACGCAAGGAAAUGCUGGGAAGGCUGGCAGGCAGCAUUCGUUUUCCAGCAAUGGCAACCUCAGCACUGUACGCUCUCAUCACCACCACACCAGAAGCCGACUCCCCCGCCCUCCACGCGCUCGUCACAGAGGCCCUCUGGUUCAAAUGCUCCCCGUUUGAACGCCAGCAACAGCUAAUUCUGGACUCGAUUCAGCAGCAGCACAGGCGGUACCAGCGCCGGCGCCAGCUGUCCGUCUGUAGCGAGGUGCUGCUGCAGGAUUGUUACAUGCUACAGCCGGGGCAGGCGAUAAUGCUGGCAGGAGGAGCAUGGCUGCACGGCAAGCUCUUCUCUCUAAAGGUCAUGCGGGUGGCGGCACCUGUUGGCGGGUCAGACUUCGGCCUCUUCCUCCAAGCUUCCCAGCUCUGCCGUGGUUACCUAUUUACCCUUUCCCUCGCCCCUUCCGAUCUCUCCCCGCAGAGGAGCCCCACGCACGACAGGGUGUUGGACGACAGUGUGACCAUCGAGUUCACCUUCCUUGUAAAAGAGCACCCCUCAGGCCAGUUCAUGCAGCAGAAGCAGACCGCGUCGCACACCUUCAAAGGGCUGUUUCGGGAGCGCGGUUACCGCAGCCUGCUCAACCCCUGGAGUGAGGUGGUGAGGGACAAUGGCAAGUAUUUUAGAAACGGGGUGAUGCAUUUGAGGGCGGACCUGAGGGUGCUGCAGCUGGGGGAGGGGUUGGCACCGUUUGACUGA
Closterium sp. Naga37s-1 is the source of this 1710-nucleotide messenger RNA. NCBI's taxonomy places the organism in Eukaryota, Viridiplantae, Streptophyta, Zygnematophyceae, Desmidiales, Closteriaceae. The record is from the annotation of a GenBank genome assembly.